AGCGCGGCGGCUACGGGCCGGGCCGGCAUCGGGGCCGCGGAGGAGGUGCGGACGGGCUCAGGGGUGCUUCAGACGGGUCAUGGCAAGUCGGGGUGACCUGCGAGGUGUGUGGUUAGGGGACUCUGCGAGGUCUGGUCCCCACACUGCAGUGACCUCUGUUUCCCCUGGGAGGACCCUCCGGAAGGCAGGCCACCAUGUCCACGUUCAGGCAGGAAGAUGUGGAGGACCAUUAUGAAAUGGGAGAGGAGUUGGGCAGUGGCCAGUUCGCCAUUGUGCGCAAAUGCCGUCAGAAGGGCACCGGGAAGGAGUACGCGGCCAAGUUCAUCAAGAAGCGCCGCCUGUCGUCCAGCCGGCGGGGGGUGAGCCGCGAGGAGAUCGAGCGCGAGGUGAGCAUCCUGCGGGAGAUCCGGCACCCCAACAUCAUCACGCUGCACGACGUCUUUGAGAACAAGACUGACGUGGUGCUCAUCCUGGAGCUGGUUUCCGGCGGGGAGCUCUUUGACUUCCUGGCCGAGAAGGAGUCGCUGACAGAGGACGAGGCCACCCAGUUCCUCAAGCAGAUCCUGGACGGCGUCAACUACCUGCACACCAAGCGCAUCGCCCACUUCGACCUCAAGCCCGAGAACAUCAUGCUACUGGACAAGAACGUGCCCAACCCACGCAUCAAACUCAUCGACUUUGGCAUUGCUCACAAGAUCGAGGCAGGCAACGAGUUCAAGAACAUCUUCGGCACCCCGGAAUUUGUAGCCCCUGAGAUCGUCAACUAUGAGCCACUGGGCCUGGAGGCUGACAUGUGGAGUAUUGGUGUCAUCACCUACAUCCUGCUCAGCGGCGCAUCCCCGUUCUUGGGCGAGACCAAGCAGGAGACGCUGACCAACAUCUCAGCUGUGAACUACGACUUUGACGAGGAGUACUUCAGCAGCACCAGUGAGCUGGCCAAGGACUUCAUCCGGCGGCUGCUCGUCAAAGACCCCAAGAGGAGAAUGACCAUCGCCCAAAGUCUGGAGCAUUCUUGGAUCAAGGCCAUCCGGCGGCGGAACGUGCGCAGCGAGGAGGCGGGCCGGCGGCCGGAGCGGCGGCGGCUGAAGACCACGCGGCUGAAGGAGUACACCAUCAAGUCGCACUCCAGCAUGCCGCCCAACAACACGUACGUGAACUUCGAGCGCUUCUCCAAGGUGCUGGAGGAGGUGGCGGCGGCCGAGGAGGCGCUGCGCGAGCUGGAGCGCGGCCGGCGGCUGUGCCGGGCCGACCUGGCGGCGCUGGCGGCCGCGUGGGCCGAGCGGGAGGCGCGCCUGCGCGAGGACGGCGCGCGCCUGGGCCUCGACCUGCGGCGCCUGCGCCACGAGCUGCUGCGCGCCGAGGCCCUGCGGCGCCAGGCCCAGGACGACGCCCGCGGCGCGCUGCUCGGCGCCGGCGGCCUCAAGCGCCGUUUCGGCCGCCUGGAGAACCGCUACGAGGCGCUGGCCGAGCAGGUGGCGUCCGAGGUGCGCUUCGUGCGCGAGCUGGUGCGCGGCCUGGAGCGGGAGAAGCCGCAGGGCGGCGAGUGCGGCCUCCGCUAGCGGCCGAGCG
Jaculus jaculus (lesser Egyptian jerboa) is the source of this 1569-nucleotide messenger RNA. It is a transcript of the gene Dapk3, whose product is annotated as death associated protein kinase 3. Gene Ontology annotation, molecular function: protein serine/threonine kinase activity; ATP binding. Bases 195 to 1559 code for a protein of 454 amino acids. The record is from RefSeq and is a predicted model, not a curated record. Gene Ontology annotation, biological process: positive regulation of apoptotic process; intracellular signal transduction; protein phosphorylation. The transcript is spliced from 9 exons. NCBI's taxonomy places the organism in Eukaryota, Metazoa, Chordata, Mammalia, Rodentia, Dipodidae. Gene Ontology annotation, cellular component: nucleus; cytoplasm.